GUGCGGCAGCCGGCAGUCUAUAAAUAUACAGCACCAUCAGCCAGCGAGGUACAGUUUAUUUACUCCAGUGGUUCUACCGGCUCUGCUUGUGUUCCAUCUGAAAGCCAGCAGAAGCACAGUCUUAAGGAUCACCUCGUCGCAUUUGGACGCGUAAUAAGUGAUAUAAGCAACGUGUUUCAGUUUCGUUCGUUUAGACCAAGAUGGCCAAUUCAAAUCCAGAGAUUAAGUGCACUCAAAUUUUCAUCAACAAUGAAUUUGUGAACGCGGUGAGUGGCAAAACCUUCCCAACGAUCAAUCCAUCGACCGGCAAAAAGAUUGCGGAUAUUGCCGAAGGUGAUAAGGCUGAUGUGGACCUGGCCGUGAAAGCCGCCAAGGCUGCUUUCGACAGAAAGUCAACCUGGCGUCAAAUGGAUGCAACGGCUCGAGCGAAGCUGCUAUAUAAGUUGGCCGAACUGAUGGAACGAGAUUUGCAUUAUCUGGCCAGUUUGGAAUCGUUGGAUAACGGAAAACCGUAUAUGAAUGCCGUCUAUGACGUGUACGGAUCGAUGAAUACGCUAAGGUACAGUGCCGGUUGGGCCGAUAAAAUCAACGGUGAAACAAUACCCUCGGAUGGACCCCAUCUAACCUACACCAGAAAGGAACCGGUUGGAGUAGUCGGACAAAUCAUUCCGUGGAACUACCCAAUGCUGAUGUUGGCCUGGAAAUGGGGCCCAGCUUUGGCAAUGGGUUGUACAAUCGUCAUGAAACCGGCCGAACAAACUCCCCUGACUGCAUUGUAUCUGUGCUCGCUGGCCAAGGAAGCUGGAUACCCGCCUGGUGUAAUCAAUAUGGUUCCCGGAUAUGGACCCACCGCGGGAAAUGCCAUCACUGUCCAUCCGGACAUCAGGAAGAUUGCUUUUACGGGAUCGGUUGAGGUCGGAAAGAUCAUCAUGGCCGGAGCCGCAGGAACUCUAAAGAAAGUAUCACUGGAACUGGGAGGCAAAAGUCCGCUGGUUAUCUGCGAUGAUGUGGAUGUUGACGAGGCAGCAAAAAUUGCGUAUGCUGGAGUAUUUGAAAAUAUGGGACAGUGUUGUAUUGCGGCGACGCGUACCUUCGUACAGGAGGGUAUUUACGACGCUUUUGUGAAAAAAGCUACAGAAUUGGCACAAUCCCGCAAAGUCGGAUGCCCGUUCUCACAAGGCACUCAACACGGACCCCAGGUGGAUGAGACACAGUUUAAGAAGAUCUUGGGGUACAUCGAAACCGGAAAGAAGGAGGGUGCCAAACUUGAGACUGGUGGUAUCCAGGUUGGAACCGAAGGAUAUUUUAUUCAACCGACGGUGUUCUCGAACGUGACCGAUGAAAUGACCAUCGCCAAAGAAGAAAUUUUCGGCCCAGUGCAGAGUAUCAUCAAAUUUAAGACACUGGACGAAGUAAUCGAACGAGCUAAUUCAACGCAAUUUGGGUUGGCGGCCGGCAUCGUAACAAAAAAUAUAGAUAACGCCCUCGUCUUCAGUAACGCAGUAGAAGCCGGGUCAGUUUGGGUUAAUACGUAUCUAGCAGUUGCCACCCAAGCUCCUUUCGGAGGAUACAAACAUUCUGGAAUUGGACGUGAAAUGGGCAGGGAAGGUAUGGAGCUUUACCUCGAAACAAAAACCGUGUCCAUCAAGCUACCCUCGAAAGUAUAACUUUUUCUAUAUUUGUGCUGAACUUGUUAUCAUGUUUAUAUUUUGAGAUAACUGACAUUGCUGUGAAAAAUAAUCAUUUAUUGCAUAAAGCGAUGAAAUGUUUAUAAUCAGUUCAA
Topomyia yanbarensis is the source of this 1783-nucleotide messenger RNA. RefSeq names its product aldehyde dehydrogenase, mitochondrial-like. Gene Ontology annotation, molecular function: aldehyde dehydrogenase (NAD+) activity. The transcript is spliced from 2 exons. The record is from RefSeq and is a predicted model, not a curated record. Bases 201 to 1667 code for a protein of 488 amino acids. NCBI's taxonomy places the organism in Eukaryota, Metazoa, Arthropoda, Insecta, Diptera, Culicidae.